AUGACGCUUGCACACAAGAACGGUCUCGCGCUCGAAUAUGCGACUGUCGAGGACGCCGAAGCAAUCGCGCCGCUCUUCUUCCUCUCAUUCCACGACCAUGCCUAUUUCAGACGUAUGAUGCCCGACUCUGCAGAAGGUCGAGAUGCUUGGGCAGACUUGUUUCGCUUUGCAUGCAAAGAUCCAUAUACCGUUUGCUUGAAAGUCACAGAUGAAAAGACUGGAGAAAUAAUCAGUCAUGGGAGAUGGGUGAGGCCUAAGAAACGGGUUGAAGAUGAGCAGCCAGGACAUGAAGAGCAGAGAUGGAGUGCUCUUGAUCCGUAUCUGGACACAGAGACUGCGGAUGCACUUUUCGGGUCUUUUGCCAGGAACAGACAGGAGAUGAUGGAGGAACGGAGACAUUAUUAUAUGGAACUCCUCAUGACUGCCGGGAAGCACAAGGGCCGUGGCGCAGGUGGAUUAAUCUUGGAAUAUGGUACUGAAUUGGCAGACGAGGAACAGGUGGAGUGUUAUAUUGAUGCUAGUCCAGCUGGAAGACCUCUGUAUGAGCGACACGGCUUUGUGUUCAGCAAGCAAGAGAAGCUGCCCAUGGACUAUCACUACAAUUUUGGCAUCAGAAAGUCAAAGGCGGAAAAGAAGUAG
Molecule: messenger RNA, 639 nt
Organism: Aureobasidium uvarum
Lineage: Eukaryota; Fungi; Ascomycota; Dothideomycetes; Dothideales; Saccotheciaceae
Source: the annotation of a GenBank genome assembly